AUGCACGCCGCACGCGCGCCCGUCCUCCGCCCCCUCGGCGCCGCCCCCGCUCGCAAACGCCACGCCGCGCGCGCGUCUCGCACGCUCCGCGGCAGGGCGCUCGUCGCCGCAUCCUCGGAGAACGAAGAGACGACGACGAUCAUUACGAAUAAUGAUCAUCGUCCGACCGCGUCCGUGGAGGAGACCGCGAGCGGCGACCUGCUGUAUCGCUUCGCGGAUGUUGACUCCAGAACCGGCGCGCUCGCGUUCACGUCGCGCGACGGCGUCGACGUCUACGCCCUCGGCGCCAUGGCGAGGAUCGCGGAGGAGACGAACCCCGUGGGGCCGUCGGAGGACGCCGCGCUCCGCCUCGCGACGAAAAUGAGAACGGACCUGAACGACGACGACGACGACGACGUCGAGGCUGCUGGCGCGCGGCUCGUCGCGUCGCUGCGCGCUGAGCUCGACGACGCGCGCGCGAAGCUCAAACGCGCGGAGGAGGACGAGCGAUACGCGCGCGACGAGCUCGAGGUGGCGCGCGUCGCGCUCGUGGAGGAGGCGCGCGAGCGCGUUUCCGCGACGCGCGAACUCAAGGCGACGCACGACCUGCAAGUGUGGGACCUGGAAGAUUACAUCCAGGUAAGUAGGUAA
Molecule: messenger RNA, 630 nt
Organism: Micromonas pusilla CCMP1545
Lineage: Eukaryota; Viridiplantae; Chlorophyta; Mamiellophyceae; Mamiellales; Mamiellaceae
Exons: 2
Coding region: 1-630 (209 amino acids)
Source: RefSeq, a predicted model, not a curated record